This is a messenger RNA of Aspergillus sclerotioniger CBS 115572, 909 nucleotides long. RefSeq names its product Zn(II)2Cys6 transcription factor domain-containing protein. Bases 1 to 909 code for a protein of 302 amino acids. Lineage: Eukaryota; Fungi; Ascomycota; Eurotiomycetes; Eurotiales; Aspergillaceae. The record is from RefSeq and is a predicted model, not a curated record. The transcript is spliced from 3 exons. Gene Ontology annotation, molecular function: zinc ion binding; DNA-binding transcription factor activity, RNA polymerase II-specific. Gene Ontology annotation, biological process: regulation of DNA-templated transcription.
AUGACGGCACGCCAAUCAUCACCUACAUCAGACCACUCGCAUUCGGACGGCAACGUUCGCAAGAGGGUAUGUAAGGCAUGCGAUCGGUGUAGACUGAAGAAAUCCAAGUGUGACGGAUCCAACCCAUGUGGUCGGUGUAGGACAGACAAUGCCAUCUGUGUCUUUGGCGAGAGGAAGAAGGCUCACGAUAAAGUGUACCCCAAGGGAUAUGUUGAGAUGCUCGAGCAACAACAAACGUGGCUAGUCAAUGGGCUGCAAGAACUGUACCGUCGCGCGAUGGAGGGCGAAUGCUGGCCCGGAGAGCCGUUGAAAUGCGAAGCCAAUGGUCAUCCUCUGACGCACGAUCUGUUGACCCGACUUGGCGCCCUGGACCAAACCAAGGGCGAGCGCUUUGAGGAGAACACCGAGUCCAUGCAGCAAGAGCUGUGGAAGCACAACGCCAGACACAUGCAACGCCAGGAGUCCUCCGACGGUAGCUCAGAAAGCGCGCAGUCGCCCAUCAUGCCCUCCCGCUUCUCCGAUCCGUUUGGCCGGCAACUCUCGAGUACAUCUAGCUUUAGCACGCCCUCACAAGCGCAAGGGCCCACCAUCAAAUCCGAGCCUCAGAUGGCACCUUCCAACCCCGCCUUUGUUGCGCCCAUGACCAUGCAAGGGGUGGUGAACCCGCUCGCCCUACAGACCCCGCAACAAUGGCCCGGCAACAACUUUGGCACGUUUGAGGAUAUGGACCUAAUAGGCGCGUCCGAAUAUUCGAAUCUGUCCUUCGAUGAUCAGGUCCCGUCCCCCAUGUUUAAUCGCCAACUUCCGAUGAGUUGUAUGCUCUCGUCCUCCUAUAUGGACACCAAGAGCGACUACGAGGACAUCAAUCAGUUUUUAAAUGCAAACGCGCCAGAAAUCGCAUCGACCUGA